UCUAUAUAACAUGCUUACAAAAAAAAAUCCAAUAUGAUAAUCAUAGGUCAUAUGAUUCCGACGACUUCAUAGAAUGAUACGGACGACUCCACAAAAGUCUGUGGUGAGGCUGUCAUGCAGUUCUACACAAUGGAUUCACUCUUCUUGUUCAAUUCCCGACUAUGUGGUUUAUCAGAAUGUCCCCGUACUAUCAUACUUACAGCCGCUAGCAACCAUUGGUUAAUUUUUCGUUCGCACUUUCUAUAGACUCAUAAAACAGUCAUCGAGUUCUACGAGUUGUCCCACAGCCCCUACCGACUUCAAAGUCGACGAUCUUAUCUCAUAUCUUGUUGUUUAUCCCAACCUUGUAUUGGACAUUUACUUCAAGGACCACGAAAAACGAUCGCUUUGUCACCACGGCCUCUGAAAAAUACCGCAAUGGAUCGAUUAUAUAAUACUCCAACUAAUCAUUCUACCCCCCCAUGCGCCUUGAUGCUGUUUCUGAGGCAAGUUUACAGCCUUGUUGGCGGGAGCAGGUCAGUGGUGGCUCGUCAGUAGACAGAAUUCGGCCAACCACGGGUCUACCCCGCCAACUACCCCACCAUCAUUACACGCCUUUGCCGACGUCAGCACCGAGGUUGUAAGCACAAGUUCAGCCUUCUUUGCUUGAAAUGGUAAAAGGGGGUCGAUUAGGAAGGUCAAGUUAAGUAGUGAUUGGAGUUAUUCGAGCCUUUUGUGAGGCUUAGGUCAGAUAAGCCUUCCCCGCCUUCAAAGACUUCCAUCGAUCCGUAGCGGGGCAUAUCACCAACCACAAAACAAUAAGGGGUUAUAUAGUCCAGACUGUCCCCGACCCCUUCUAAAAUUCGUAUUUCUCUUACUAUACUAUACUUAACAAAAUGGCUGCAGUAACUAACGAUAGCUCCAAGAAGGAGUUCAACUUCACUACAUUCCAAAAUGUCAUAAACGGAGAGUUGAAGACCACCGAAACCACCCGCCAUGCCAUCAGCCCCCACACCAAGAAGCCCCUGGCUGAAGUUCCUCUCUCUACAUCCAAGGAUGUUGACGACGCAGUUGCAGCUGCGCGUGCUGCCUUCCCUAAAUGGAAGAAGACCAGCUUCGAGGAACGCGCUAAAGCGCUGAACGGCCUGGCAGCAACUAUUUACGAAUACCAACAGGAAUUUGUCAAGCUCAACGGUUACGAGCUGGGAGCACCGGUUUCAAUUGCCGAAAUCCUUAUCCACAUGGGCGCUGGAUGGUUGUCUGAGACUGCGAAGCUUCAUCCCAUUGACGAAGUUGUUGAGGACACCCCAGAACGUGAAGUCAUCGUCCGCUAUUUGCCCCUCGGUGUUGUAGUUGGAAUUGUGCCCUGGAACCUACCUCUUCACUGUACAGCGGCCAAGAUAGCGGCUGCUGUCAUUGCUGGCAACUGCAUCAUCAUCAAGCCCUCUCCAUAUACACCAUACUCUGGCCUCAAGCUUGUCGAGAUGGCCCAAAAAUUCUUCCCUCCUGGAGUCGUCCAAGUUCUUAGUGGCGACGACAGCCUCGGUCAACUGUUGACCGAGCACCCAGGUGUCGAUAAAAUCUCUUUCACUGGCUCCACCGCCACCGGAAAGAAGGUCAUGCAGUCGGCCUCCAAGACCCUAAAGAGAGUCACGCUCGAGCUCGGUGGAAACGACGCAGCCAUCAUCACUAAGAACAUCGACGUUGCCACGAUUGCUCCCGCGCUCGCCGGCGUUAUAUUCAGCCAUUCGUCCCAAGUUUGCCUUGCCAUCAAGAGACUCUAUGUCCACGAAAGCAUUUUCGAGGAGUUCCGUGAUGCCUUGGUAGCUGCUGUCAAGGCGUUCAAGCUUGGCGAGGGCGUUGGCGAGGGCGAGAACGACCCAACUGUGACUAUUGGGCCAGUCCAGAACGAAAUGCAGUAUGAGCGCGUCAAGGGAUUUUUCAGCGACAUCGAGAAGGAGGGAUGGAAGGUGGCUGUUGGCGGCACGAUUGAUGAGAGCCCUGGUUACUUCAUUAACCCCACUAUCAUUGAUAGGCCUAAGGAGGACUCGCGGAUUGUGGUCGAGGAGCCAUUUGGCCCAAUUCUCCCAAUCUUAUCGUGGUCCGAUGAGGACGAUGUCAUUGCUCGCGCGAACAACACCAGGAUGGGUCUUGGAGGGUCUGUGUGGACCACUGAUUUAGUUGAGGGACGUCGCAUUGCAGAGCAAAUUGAGGCCGGCUCCGUGUGGAUUAACUCCCACAUGGAUGUCACUCCGAACUUCCCAUUCGGUGGACACAAGGAAAGUGGCAUUGGCUACGAGAACGGCUUGGGUGGAGUCAAGGCAUACUGUAACGUGCAGACUCUGUACUUGAAGAAGAAGUAGACCAUACGGAUAGCUAAAAUACAGAUUGAGAAUUAAAUCACAUUUUUACAUCAUUUCAAAG
This is a messenger RNA of Pseudogymnoascus verrucosus, 2403 nucleotides long. RefSeq lists its product as uncharacterized. The transcript has 3 exons. The record is from RefSeq and is a predicted model, not a curated record. Lineage: Eukaryota; Fungi; Ascomycota; Leotiomycetes; Thelebolales; Thelebolaceae. Gene Ontology annotation, molecular function: aldehyde dehydrogenase (NAD+) activity. The coding region runs from base 876 to 2342 and encodes 488 amino acids.